CGCGAAAGAGAACGCAGAGUGGUUAUAUGUAGAGCAUCAGAGAUCUUUGACACGGCACUGUCGUGUUCGCGUCUUCACGGAAUUGCUGAGCUUUUGCUCCUCAACAACUCUGGUUGUAAGCCACUUUCAAUCUUUUGUUUCUGCACCCAGCCCAAGACAAUGUCGACCCUCGGAAACUCGAUAUACACUCAAGCCUUCAAUUUUGGCAGCUUCAACAAGAACGGAGUGGAUCCUCGUACCGGCCAAUACACCUUUUCGAUUCCCAUCUUCGAAACCCCAUCCGCGGCACGCAACUGCCCCCCUCUCCGGCUCUCCAUCAAGUACAACCCACUGUAUUUGCGGGAGUUUGGGUUGGGCCGGGGUUGGGCCCUUAACCUGUCUACCUACCAGCGUGUCGAGCAAGGAGGAAGAGCGCGGGCCGCGUUGGUGCUCUCGACCGGUGAACACUACCGAGUCACGGAAACGCCGAGUUCCUGCUCCGUCGACGACCAGAAGCUCCGAAGCUUCUCCUUCACAAAGACCUCCAGCACUGUCCAGCACAACGAAAUUGUCGAAGAUGGGAUGGCCGGUCGCUACUACAAGAUCGCUCACAAGUCAGGCCUGGUCGAGAUCCUGUCUGACGACAAUGGGAGAUACAAUACUGCCGUUCCGGUUAAGAUAUAUGCCUCCACUGGGCGCUCAUUGAAGUUGGUGUGGGACAGGCACGGAGAGGAGCCCCGGCUGGUCAAAAUUCGAGACGGGGAUGACGACUUACUUAGCCUGCACUAUACCAGUUCGCUGGUCCAGGUCAAGCGAAGUCCGGGGACAGCCGAGUCCAACGUUAUCUCUCUCACGCUGGACGACGAUGGCUUGCUUGCACAUGUGUCUUUCCCGAUCUCGCAAGCAGGAGGGCAGGACCUGGAGCGAUAUGCAAGGCCGGCAUGGGCCUUCAAGUACAAAACAUUCAGCAACGACAUUACCUGCCUGACCACCGUUGUCAGUCCUGCCGGGCUCGUCGAGGAGGUGCAACACCGGGAGGAUGGUCACCGACUGCCAGGCUUCUCCCGGUUCUCCUACGAGUACAUUCCGUAUGUCGUUUCGCACAUUGUGAAACCCGGCUGUGGCCGGCCACCCACCGAAACGACCUAUAGCUUCUCGACCCGCAACUUUCUCGGCUAUGGCGGCAGCUCUGUCUGGAUUGACGACGAGGACAACCUCUAUCGUAUGCAGGGGGGUUACCUGUACACAUGCACCAGCUUCGUCAAGGGUGGCCCGGAGACACGAUACACUUACGACAAAUUCCACCUCUUGACGGAGGUGGCACAGCGGAAAGGGGACAAGCAUGUGGUCCAAAGAAUGUCGUACCACGAUUUAUUGGCUCAAGGGCUCGAUUCCUUCGCUGCUCAGCCGCCACAGUUCCAACUCCCGUCGACAAUCCGAACCACGUAUCAAGACGCAAGCACCGGGCAAUCGCGUGUCGAGACGGUCCAUCACGACUUUGACGAGUGGGGAAAUCCCACCCGGGAGGUCGAUGCGGACGGCACGGUAACCUACUCCUCGUUCUACCCGGCAUCCGGUCACACCGACCAAGAGAGCGGCGAGGUCUGGUGCCCGGCAGAUCCCCACGGCUUCAAGCGAUACCUCUGGGAUGAGAAGACCAUACCAUCGCGCGGCGCGGAGCCGUCGUCGGAACCGCCAGUGCACUGUGUUUCGUACCGGUACCAGGGAAUCCCCACCGCAGGCACCACUUCCUCGUCCGGCGAGCAUUUCGUCGUCGCGCGGCAGUGUCGGGUCCUGCGAGGUGGCAAGGCCAUCUCCAUCACGGACUUUUCAUGUGUUAACCAGCCAGGGAGUAGAGAUCACGGGCGCCCGAGUAGGAAGGUCACGCAUCUUCCUUCCGAAGGGCAGCACCAGGAGGUUGUCGACUGGUCGUAUAACUACGACGCGGAGGAGGGGACGGUGACGGAACAGGUGCGCGUCACAACUGGUGGCGGUGGUAAUCGUCCCGUCACGGGAGAAGCCGAGACCGGCGCAAGAGAAGAGAAGUCGGCGUUUUCCCUCUCUUCUGGGUUGGUUGUCUCGCACGUCGACGCUACUGGAAUUACCAAUCACUUCCGCUACGACAGCCUCGGCAGGCUGGCUUCUCUAACCAUCAGUCGGGGAACACCGUACGAGGCGACUCGUCGGUACGAGUAUGCCCCGGGAGUGCAACAAGAUGAUGGAUCGGGGGGGGGGAAGCGUUGUUACAGUUACCGACGCCGAUGGGGUGACAACGCGGACGUUCACAGACGGACUGGGCAGGGUGUAUCGGGUUGAACGCCGGGACGUCGACGACGACGACAACAACAACAACAAUAACAACGGGAGCAGCGAAGGUAGCCAAGGACCG
Messenger RNA from Thermothelomyces thermophilus ATCC 42464, 2368 nucleotides. RefSeq lists its product as uncharacterized. The transcript has a single exon. NCBI's taxonomy places the organism in Eukaryota, Fungi, Ascomycota, Sordariomycetes, Sordariales, Chaetomiaceae. The coding region runs from base 160 to 2295 and encodes 711 amino acids. The record is from RefSeq and is a predicted model, not a curated record.